GCUACCAUGUCGCUCACAGUUGAAUCGGUUACUACCCAAGAAGAAGCAUGCCGCCUCCGCUCGUUCGACAGUAAUGUCGCCUGGGAGAUCGGGCACAUCAUCCGCGCCAAUGUCCAAAAAAAGUUUACCCGCCCCGUCGUCAUCUAUAUCGCGCACGCGAACUCAUCCCAGCUCCUCUUCUUCGCCACCUCAGGACCUGGUACACUUCCCGACAAUAUGCACUGGGUGAAGCGCAAGGAGGCAGUGGUGCUCCGUUGGGGAUGCUCAACGAUGCGCAUGAGAUUAUCGCUGCAGACCAAAACAAAGACACUCCAAGAAGUAUAUGAAAUGAGCGAUCCAAGUAUAUAUGCGGUGCACGGCGGAGGUUUUCCGGUGAAGGUAGAGGGCGUAGAGGGGGUCGUGGGAGUGAUAGUGGUUAGUGGUCUCACGCAGGAAGACGACCAUAGUGUCAUUGUGGAGGGUAUCCAAGAAUACCUUGCGAAGAAUCCUUGAGAAAUCGGCCGGUAAGUCGUACACCAUCGGUGACCGUGUCCCAUCGACAAGGUGGUUGUUCAGAAUGAAAGAGAUAUGUCGAGGAUGUGGAACUAUGAUAACUAUGAUUUAGUUCUGACCUGAAUGCAAAAGUAUAGGUCGGAUGCGUUCGGCGUUCUGGGGUGUGCGCAAGCUGAAUAGUGAUCUGAUUCGUCCCCAAAGUGCAUGGCGAUCUCGCGUCCCGCUCAACGAUGCACUACGAUUGGAGCGAACGCUCAAUGCCUUUAUAGAUAAUUUGUGUCUUUUUCGAGGUCCAGUAUC
Suillus fuscotomentosus is the source of this 792-nucleotide messenger RNA. RefSeq lists its product as uncharacterized. Gene Ontology annotation, cellular component: TRC complex. The coding region runs from base 7 to 492 and encodes 161 amino acids. The transcript is spliced from 2 exons. NCBI's taxonomy places the organism in Eukaryota, Fungi, Basidiomycota, Agaricomycetes, Boletales, Suillaceae. The record is from RefSeq and is a predicted model, not a curated record. Gene Ontology annotation, biological process: post-translational protein targeting to endoplasmic reticulum membrane.